CAAUAAAGUGCUAUAAAGUGUGUAUAUACUGUUAUAAGGUGUUCAACGUUAUUAAUUAAAGAAAGUCACACACAAGAUGCCUUCUUGUUGCGUAUUGAAGUGCAGUAAUUCUUCAAAAAAAAAAUAUUCUAUGCAUUGCAUUCCAACAGAUGUAAAGAGAAGAAAUAUAUGGGUGAAUAACAUUGGUAGGUCCUUGGAUCCUUCAAAGUUCAACAAGUAUUAUGUAUGCGAGGUACACUUUGCACCAGAAAUGUGGGAACGACAACGGGUUGAUGGAAAGAAAAAAUUGAAAAGUUGUGCGAUUCCGACGAUUGGUUUGCGGGAAAAAAGUACAAACAUUGCUCAUGAAAUAUUGCUCAUGAAAAGAGAUCCACUUUCUUUAAAUAUUGACGUCAAAACUGAACCAGCAUACAAAUCAGAUCAUGAUUUCUUGGACAAUGUGUUAGCAAGAGAUAUAGAAAAAAUAGACUCGAAAACAGUUAAUAUCGCUGAAUCAUUUACUGAAUUGACAAGAAACAUCCACAAUGAAGAAAAAGAAAAUUCAGUUUUGAUAGUAUCAACACCUGUUUCACAAGAAGCUAUACCUGUACCAUUAAACAUGGUUGACAUUAAGAAAGUUAUAGAAGAGCCUGAUGGAAAAAUUCAGAAAGCUAUGUUAGAAGCUAAGCAGGCAAAAUUAGAAGCAAAAGAAGCAAAAUUAAAGCUUCAACAAGCAAGCAAGAUAAUUGACAAAUUAAAUAAAUCAAAUAUAAGGCUGAUGAAACGCGUUAAACAACUGAUGUAUGAAAAAACGAAAUUAAUAAAAGAAAUGUGUUUGAAACACAGCCAGAAAAACUUCGAAAAAAUACUUAAUGACGAUCAAAUUAAAACUCUCUGUAGGCUAUCUGUACGAGGUGACAGAUGGUCUAAUGAUACCAUCCAAAAAGCUUUGAAGUUGAGAUCAUCUUGUGGCAGUAGCGGUUAUAAAGAGAUAUUGAAUCAGGGAAUUCCUUUACCCUCAGAACGAACGCUUAGGAGAAGAAUAAAAUUAAAUACGAAUGAAGAAGAAAAAAGAUGAGAUGAGAUGAAUAUUACCGGAUGAGAACAGAUCAAAGUACAAUGACACAUCGAUCUCGAUUCUUCCUAAUAGAUGUGGUAAAAAAUGACUUGAAAUAUAUCCAACUGUACACCCUUUUAUAACGAUUUAUUUCGAACUAGAUUCAGUGGAUCAAAUCCAAAGAAGAUGUCUACCCUUAUCUAUCUAUAAGAUUUAGACAUGCACAUGCGUAUGUAGAUAGAUCAGGGUAGACAUUAUUUAGACUUAAGAUCAAGUUCAGGACGAAUCAUUGUGGAUAGAUGUAUAUGUAUAGUAUCUGCCGAAACCGGGAGGUAAUAUUGUAUUUAGUUGUUUUUUGUAAAUUAAUAUAGAUGUAAUAAAAGAAGCUACUCGUGCACUAAUUUUCA
Molecule: messenger RNA, 1443 nt
Organism: Temnothorax curvispinosus
Lineage: Eukaryota; Metazoa; Arthropoda; Insecta; Hymenoptera; Formicidae
Exons: 4
Coding region: 77-1057 (326 amino acids)
Molecular function (GO): sequence-specific DNA binding
Source: RefSeq, a predicted model, not a curated record